AGUGCAGCGGAUCCUGUAUUCAGAAGCGUUUGGAGCUGAUAUGUAACGAAGAAUGAGGUUCUUGUUUCUUCUAGCUGUACCUCCGCUCUGUCUACAUGAUUCGGCAUUGAACAUAAACUACUCAUUUGAUUCUCCGCUGUUGAUUUACAAAACCUCAGUUUGAUUGUUUAAGAAUGGCUCGCAACUGUUUGUCUCUUCCACGGGUCCCUGAUCCUCGCUAAGCAACAGGGGACUGAUUACAGUCCAAACAUCCCAUGGAAAGAUCGUGUGGGGAAGUAGAAUACUGAACGGCUGCCUGGCUGAGAAGAAAGUCCGUCUUUAUCCAAGACUUAUCCUCACUCAUCGAACGAGAAACAAAAUCGAGCAGUGCGUGUCCAAGUGCUCUGACCACUUUCAUUCUAUCACAUUGGAAACUCCUUCAACACCAACAGUGAAUGGUGUUGUCGUUUGGAAAUUAGGCUGUCAUUUUCCUUGGAAAUUAAACAUUCCAAAGCAAGACAAAUCAUUGACACAGUAGACAGACAAGAACAAAGACUAGGGUACAAACGUGGCUGUCGAAAAUGUGAGUUGUCUUUUGGAAGCCUGAACAUUUGUUUAUUUAUUUGUGCAGUGGGGAGAAAACAUCUUCCCCAAUCAAAGUGAAGGAGGUGCGCGGCGCUCCAAUGAGACAGCUACAGCAAUGAUUGACAUGUUCUCAGUCUUCCGGGUGUGACCUACCUGGCAGAGUGAGUGAGGUUGGGAGAAGUUGCCGCGAAAUCAGUCCUUUCAGGUUUUGAGAACGAGUGUGGCUUUUAAACAUCUGUUGGCUGGAAGAGCGAACGGAAGGAUGCUUUUUGAGGUUGGACUGGCGCUGUUUACAGUGCUAACAGCCACAGAUGCAGUCAACGUUGUUGUCAACUCCAAAAACAUAGAAAUUGGUAGAGGCGAUGAGUUGGUUAUCAGUUGUCAAUACAGUGUAAAUACUGCAGCAAGGGAUCUCCUUAACGUUGAAUGGUAUAAACUCCCAGAUGAUCCAGAAGAAGGACUGACUGAUGUGGUCCAAUUCUUUCAUGGUGGAUACUAUAAAGCUGGAAAGAUGUAUGAGGGCAGAGCAAAUUUCACAGGAAAUGUUGACGUGGAUGACUGCUCAAUUAAGAUCGCGAAUUCACUUAUGACAGACAGUGGAACCUAUGAGGUUGAAGUUAAAACUCCUUUGGACCUAGAAGGCAAACGGAAAGGCACAGUAGAAGUGACUGUAUUGGUCCCUCCAUCACCACCAGUUUGUACAAUUAAAGGAAAAGCUGAAUAUGGACAAACUGUUAAACUGACUUGUCACUCUGCAGAAGGAUCUCCAAAACCAACCUAUUCUUGGCAGAGUUUCAAUGGAAUGAAUCAGCCAAGACAGUUACCCCAAAUGUCUUCUCAAGAACCAGAUGGAUUAUUGCUAAAAAAUCUUUCAGCUGAAACAUCUGGCUACUUCGUAUGCACGUCAAGAAAUAAGAUCAAAACAGUCUCUUGUAAUAUAACCUUAGCGGUAAUGCCUCCUUCAAUGAACCUUGGCUUUUAUGGUGGAAUUAUCGGAGGUGCAAUUGCUGUCAUCGUAAUCCUUGGCAUCAUUAUUUACUGUUGCUGUUGCCGUGAUGAAAAGGCACCCAAAGAUUAUGAAAUGGGGGAUCAACACCACCACAGAGAAUAUGAAGAUGAAGAAGAACUACCUGAACGGAAUUCCGCAAAGCAUGACAAUCGAGGAGCCUACUAUGAUGAAGUUCCUUACGAAAAUGAAGGGGAGAACUCUCCCCGUCCCAUUGUCAGAACUCCCUUGGCACCACCGAAUAAACCUAGAUAUGUCCCAGAGAAUCACGAUGUGUAAUAAGAGCAGUUUCCCAAAAGUAGCUUUAGUCUAAUGGGUAAAAUUGGGUCUUAAAAUUGCAAAAUAUAAUUGGAACAAUUUAAUGCAGUAAGUGUAUGUAGGUAAGGUUUUUUUUGUUUUAAAAUAAGAUAGCUGCCUUUUCUAGAGUUAUCGACUUUUUUUAAAAGUAACUCUUUAGAUUUUGGUUAUGUCCUGAAAAGAAGUCCUAAGUAUCAUUUUCAUUUCAAUCAGCAGUCGGAUUUCUUGGGGGUUGGUUAGUUCAGCUGGUUGGACAGCUGGUUCACAAUGUAGAGUGACAGCGAUAGCAACAGCAAAGUUCAAUUUCCAUACUGCAGAAGUCAUCAUGAAGUCCUACAUUCUCAAUCUUACCCUCUCAUCUGAGGUGUCUCUUGGUAAUGAGGGGAUCUUCUGGGAUGCUGGAUGGUCACUCUACAUUUUUUUUUAAAAAAGUUUGUUAUUUUUAAUUUUGGCCCUUUUUUUAAAAAAAGGGAUAUAUAAUUGUUUAAAGUUAUGCUUUAAUGUGGGCUAUUUAAUAUAAAUCGACACCUUGCAAGAAUGCCUCAAUCGAUAUUAUCUAUGAAGUUUAGCUUCAUUUUUAACCUUGCAGUUUGCUUCUCUUUUCCACACAUUUUAUGGGAAUGGGUAACCUCCUUGCUUCUGAGCUAAAUAUCUCAGGUCCAACUCCAGCUGGACCUAUGGCCAAUUAAACUGCAUCCAUAAAAUGUGGCCAAACAGGUUGACUAUUAACAUGUAAAUCUCUCUAAUACAGAGUCUGGGGUGAUUUUUGUUUCUGGUUGGGGUGCAGUCAAGGCCUGCCACUUUGCCUAGCCUGUAAUAAAAGGUUGUGGCACUGUAGACUAGACUUGCCUUCAGGUAGUGAAUUAACUUAAAAAACAAAAGGAACUUGCAGCCUUCAGAGGAACAAAGUUCAUUAGACAAAAGUAGAGCAAAGUAAGCUUGAGAGGUUUGAUAGAGGUUAAGAAACUUUUGAACAUAUUAAGUAAAGGGAAACCAAUUUCAGUACUGAAGGAUUGAUAACUGCCAGGACUGGAUUGGAGGUAAUUGGAAUGAGAACCAGAUGUAGUGCCAGGAAUCACUGUACCAAACUGUGAUCUAGAAUGCAAUGCCUGAAAGGUUAGCAGAAAUUAGGAGAGGUUUUUUUUUAAAAUUAAGAGUCAUGGAUUUUGACUAAUUGAAUUGCUCCCACAAAAGAGCUUUCAAAGAAUGAUGGGCUGCAUACCUUUAAUUUGAGGCACAAUCCAUGCACUCUUCCUCAAACAUUAAAAUACCGAGUAGUAUCUCAAAAGUAACAAGUUUAACUUGCUUAAAACAUGAAUUAAAGCAUUUUUCAAUUUUUUUUCUGUAAACAAAUACAAUAAAUAAUGAGGUGCUAGUGUUGGACUGUGGUGGACAAGGUCAGAAGUCACAUGACACCAAGUUACAGGCUAAAAGGUUUAUGAAAUCACAAGUCUUUAAAGAGUGCUGCCCCUUCGUCAGAUGAAGUGAAAGCUAAUAAUGGUUGGUGCAGAGUCACAUGGAGAGGGUCUUAUUCCAGUCAUUUGGUUUAGCUCCAGCACCACUAUUUUCAAUUUUUUGUAACUAUCUCUGCCUCAAAUAAUCAGAUUGUAGAUCAUCCCUUCACUUGCUACUCAACUGUUGACGCUUUACUAGCAUUGUUAUCACUGUUUAGCUCUAGCAGACUUAUUAUUCAGCUCGUCAGCCCCACUCCAAUCGCACCAUUUGUAUUAUCUUUUUAUGUCUCUGAUCAUAAAUUCCAUUGGAGUGUUUUUACUUCAUCUGAUGAAAGAGCACAGCUGUGAAAGCUUAUGAUUUCAAAUAAAGCUGUUGAAUCAUAACCUAGUGUCAUGUGACUUCAAACUAUAACAUUUGAGAUUUCUUCAUGACCAUUUUUUCAUAAACCAUCUCUUCAUCUUUAAAUGCAACAAAAGUUUCUGAAAUUCCAGGCUCAAUUCUUGAAAGUAUGUCAAAUCUCUGUUUUUCUAUUUGUGAGAUAAUCCUUUCUGUGAGGUAAAGAAAGGAAACAAUGCUGAUAAUGUUUCUCAUUUGUUAUGCUGUCACGUUCCAGAGACUACACUGUGCACAAUUGGCAAAAUAUGUGGCCUGUAGCUUAAAGAGGAUAUGGUCUAGAAAAUGGAUCUGAAUGCAUUAGUAAAAUGGCUAAUCCAAGUUACCCAAUUCCCAUUCCUACAUUCUUCCAUUUUUGAAAGUAAAAAAGUUUCAGUAUCUUUUAAAUAGUGUAUUUUCAAACAGGCAUACUUCUGAUGGGUGUCUGUGCGACAUGAUUCUAUUUCAUAACCAACAAUUACAUGAAAGAUUUUUUGCUGGGUAACUGUGUACAUUUUAAAAAAAGUCAUUUUGCAUUUUCAGUCUAACAUUAAAAAUUAAGCUCCCAUUUAUGAUAGUUGGUGUCUGGAGAGGAUUCUAUUUAGCUUCUUUAUCUUUAUAUUCAUACAAUAAUAGAUAUGAGAAUAAAGUAACAGUCACUAAGUUGACAAAUCA
Stegostoma tigrinum is the source of this 4369-nucleotide messenger RNA. RefSeq names its product cell surface A33 antigen-like. The transcript is spliced from 7 exons. Lineage: Eukaryota; Metazoa; Chordata; Chondrichthyes; Orectolobiformes; Stegostomatidae. The record is from RefSeq and is a predicted model, not a curated record. Gene Ontology annotation, cellular component: plasma membrane. The coding region runs from base 827 to 1849 and encodes 340 amino acids.